Messenger RNA from Rotaria sordida, 2466 nucleotides. The record is from the annotation of a GenBank genome assembly. Lineage: Eukaryota; Metazoa; Rotifera; Eurotatoria; Philodinida; Philodinidae.
AUGCUACUUCCUAUCUCCGGGUACGAGAAAGAAGAGUUGGUAUCACUCGAAGAAGCUGUUCGACCAAUCACAGCCUUACUCUAUGAUCUUGAUACAAAAGUCUAUAUUGCAAAACGAAAUUCACAAAAGCCAGCAGAUAGUCUUACUUGUGAUCAAUCGGCUUCUAUUAAUCUUUAUACAAUUGAAUGGGAAGAACCUCAUGAUAGUUUAUAUACACUUCUUAAUCGAACACUUCGUUCUGCAGAAAGAAAGGCACUCAAACCCUGGUUUUCCUAUCUAAAACUAUUUCUCACCGCUUUAUACAAAUUACCAUCUGUAAAAGGCGUUAUCUGGCGUGGUAUUCGAGAUGAUGUUUACGAUCAAUAUAACAUCGAUCAAGUAUGGUGGGGUGUGAGUUCAUGCACAGAAACAAUGCAAGUUAUGGAACGAUUUGUUGGUCGUUCAGGUGUACGUACCUUGUUUACUAUAGAAUGUAUUUCAGGCAAAGCAAUUGGAGCACAUUCAUUUUUCAAAAAUGAAAAUGAAAUUGUUCUUAUGCCCGGUACCUAUCUUCGUGUUGUAGCUAAAUGGAGCCCAAGUGAAAACUUGUAUAUGAUUCAUUUACGUGAGACAAAUUCACCAUAUCAAUUUGUUGUAUCUCCUUUCGGCAAGGAAUCUAAUCAGACGAAUGGAGCAGAUUUGAUACAAGACUUAGAACAUUCAGAAUAUCGACCACGGUCAAUCAAUUUUGCUGGUAGAAAACUGUCCGAUGCAGAUAUUGAAAAGAUUGUAAAAGACAAAAUCAUCAAAACUCAUUGUACACAAUUAAAUCUAUCAGGAAACAAUCUGACAUGGUAUGGAUGUUGGGCCAUUGCUAAUGCAUUACGAACUAACACAAUUCUAAUUCAAUUGAAUCUUUCAGAGAAUCAAAUUUUACAUGAAGGUACAAAAUAUCUUGCCGAUGCAUUAUUCGAAAAUACAGUACUUACACAACUAAAUUUAGGAUCGUGUCAAAUAAAAGAUAAUGGAGUGCAAUAUCUAGCUGAUGCAUUACAACAAAAUACAACACUAACUCAAUUGAAUCUCGAACAGAAUGGCAUUACCGACAAAGGAGCAUAUUAUCUGGCUGAUGUAUUUAGAGCUAAACGAAAACUUACUAAACUUCAUCUUGGAGCGAAUGAAAUUACCGAGAGAGGAAUGAAACAUCUUGCUGAUGCAUUAAGAAUAAAUCGAACACUAACUGAAUUAAAUUUCAAACAGAAUGAAAUAGGAGACGAAGGAUUAAAAUAUUUAGCCGAUGCCUUAAAAACUAAUCGAGCACUCAUUCAAUUAGAUCUUACAUCGAAUAAAAUAACAGAAAAAGGAACUCUCAUGCAAUUAGAUCUUGGUUCGAAUAAAAUAAUAGAGAAAGGAGGACUAUAUUUAGCUGAUGCUUUACGAAAUAAUAGAACACUCAUUCGUCUCGAUCUUAAUAGUAAUCAAAUCGCUGACAAAGGAUUAAAACAAAUUGCUGAUGGAUUAAGAAAUAAUACAACCUUAACACAACUCGAUCUUGCAUACAAUAGAAUUACAGAUAUUGGAAUACAACAUCUCACUGAUACAUUAACAACUAAGAGAAUACAAAGACUUACUCGACUAGGUCUUGGAGGAAAUGAAAUUACAGAUAAUGGAAUACAAUAUUUGAGUGAAGCAUUAUUAAUUAAUCGGAAACUAAUUCAACUAGAUCUUGAAUCGAAUAGAAUUUCAGAGAAGGGUGCUCAACGUUUGGCUGACGCUUUAAGAGUUAACAAAACAUUAAUACAAUUAAAUCUUGGAUCAAAUAAAAUUGCAAAUAAAGGAGUACAACAUAUAGCAACUAUAUUACGAACCAACAAAACCAUUACUCGAUUAGAUCUUAGUGGUAAUCAAAUUACAGAGAAUGGUAUACAGCAGUUAGCUGAUGCAUUACAUAAUAAUAUGAAUCUCAUUGAACUUAAUCUUUGGUGCAAUCCGAUGAUGGAUGAAGGAGUUCAACAUCUGGCUAAUGCAUUGACAAAUAAUCGGACAAUUACUAAACUAGGUCUCGAGCGAAGCGAAAUUACAGAACAAGGUACAAAACAUCUAACUUGUGCAUUAUACAAUAAUACAAGCUUAACUCAACUCAGUCUUUGGGGCAAUCAAGUAGGAAAUAAAGGUGCACAAUAUUUAGCUGAGAUGUUAUUCGUUAACAAAACACUCACUCAGUUAGAUCUUGGAAAGAAUGAAAUUACGCAUGAUGGAGCACAGAACCUAGCUGAGGCUUUACGAAGUAAUAGGACACUCACUCGUCUAGAACUUGAAUGGAAUCAAAUCAAACAAGAAGGAGUGCAAUAUUUGGCCGAUGCCUUACAAGUUAACCAGACACUUAUUCGUCUGAACGUAUCAAACAAUCAAAUUACAGAAGAAGGACAACAGCGACUCAUUGAUGCAUUACAAAAUAAUAUGAGUGAAUUACGACGAAUGAGAUAA